This is a messenger RNA of Fusarium redolens, 462 nucleotides long. RefSeq lists its product as uncharacterized. The record is from RefSeq and is a predicted model, not a curated record. The coding region runs from base 1 to 462 and encodes 153 amino acids. Gene Ontology annotation, molecular function: oxidoreductase activity, acting on a sulfur group of donors, disulfide as acceptor. The transcript has 3 exons. Lineage: Eukaryota; Fungi; Ascomycota; Sordariomycetes; Hypocreales; Nectriaceae.
AUGGUCGAUAUCACGAGUGACCAUGUUCAUACUGCCGAUAGACUUGUGCCACUAGAGGCGCACAUCAUGAGUAAAUGCCCUGACGCAAAGGACGGACUUGAACUACUAGUACUGCCCGUUAUGCAGCGCGUCCAUGAUAAGGUUAACUUCACCUUAUCUUACAUUGGCCGGCCAACUGCCAACGACGGCGUCGACUGCAUGCACGGCCCUUCAGAAUGCAUGGGCAACAUCAUCGAACUCUGCGCCCGCGAACUCUACCCCGAUCCCAAGAUCAACCUCGGCUUCAUCAUGUGUCUAAGCCGUGACUACAGCGAAAUCCCCGAACGCUCACUCGUCGAAGACUGUGCUCUCGAGUCCGCGAUCGAUUUCCAGCAACUUAACGACUGCGCUGUAAAGGAGGAUGGUGCCUAUGGCUUGAGUCUCCUACGGGAUAGCAUCAAGAGAACUGCAGAUGUAUGCUGA